UGCAUAAUCCUGUUUUAAGGCGAUAACAAUAAAUACCGAUAAAGCACGAUUCUCAGAGCAAGAAUGGUAUGAUGGAGCACAGUAAUUCAGUGCAAGUUGAGUGUCAGCCAAUAACUUCCUUGGAAGACCUAUUGGCAUGGAAUGAAGAGAAGACACUGCAUCAACCUGUCCAAAUCACUAGGACACCUCUGGCACAGUUUGAUUGUGAUGGAAGACCAUUGGCUGGUUGUGAGCAGCCAAAGCUUCUUGUCUGCCAUGAUAUGAAGGGUGGUUAUCUGGAUGACAGGUGGUAUGGUGGUCACAAUGAUCCAUCAGCAUACACAUUUUACCACUGGUCUCUGGUGGAUGAGUUUGUCUACUUCAGCCAUGAGCUGGUGACAGUGCCACCCUGUGCCUGGGUGGAUGCUGCCCAUAUUCAUGGUGUCGCUAUAUAUGGCACGCUGAUGACCGAGUUUGACGCCGGCGCGGCCAUCUGCCGCCGCCUGCUGCGCUCUGAGGAGACGGUGGACGCCGUCGUCGACCGGCUGGUGGCCGUCAGCCGACACCACGGCCUCGACGGCUGGCUGCUCAACAUCGAGAACCCGAUCGACACGCAGCAGCUGCCGACCCUAUCAUACCUGGUGCGCCGUCUCACCGAGAGGAUGCACGAGGCGGUGCCUCACUCGCGUGUCAUCUGGUACGACUCUGUGACCCGUGACGGCGAGCUACGCUGGCAGGACCAGCUCAAUGAGCUCAAUGAGUGUUUCUUCCGGCUGUGUGACGGCAUCUUCCUCAACUACUGCUGGACUCCUGCCGGUCUGGCGACGUCCCAGCGACGCGCCGGGCCGCGCCGGCGGGACGUGUACGUCGGAGUGGACGUGUUUGGCCGCGGCUGCCCGGGCGGGGGCGGCUUCAACUCGGUCCAGCCGGUGGCCGAGGCGCGCUGGCUGGGUCUCUCUGCUGCCCUGUUCGCCCCCGGCUGGACCCACGAGCGGCUGGGUGCGGAGCGGUUCGCUGCCGCCGAGGACGCGCUGUGGGACCGGCUGGCGCCGCUGCUGCCCGUCUCCGGGCCGGCCCGGCUGCCCCUGGUCACCUCCUUCUGCCAGGGCCGCGGACUCAGGCGCUACAGCCACGGACAGGUGACGGACGAGUCCCCGUGGCACCGGCUGUCGUGUCAGCAGCGGCAGCCGAGCCACCUCCAGGGUAGCCGGCCGGCCGACCUGCCCCUGACAGACGCCGACGGCCGGCCGGUGCCCGCCGCCUUCCAGCUGAGCUGCCCGGCCGCCCUCGGAGCGGCGGAGGACGGCGAGAGAACGGAGAAGUGGCGGGCCGAGCGGCGGAGGAUCGAGGCUGUGUGUGCCGCCGGCGAGAGCCCGCUCCAGCCCGGCUGGCUGGCUCACCACACCCUGGAGGACGCGUUCGACGGCGGCGGCUGCCUGGCGCUGGCCAACCGCUCCGGCCGACGGGCCGUGUACAGGCUGUUCAGCUGUAAUCUGUCGCCUGAGGUGGGCGCCGGAGGGUCAUCGCUGGCCGUUCUGUACGCGCUGAAACCCACCGGCGGUACGACAGCGGACGACUGCGCUCUGUGCGCCGACCUCGCCGUCCCGGCAGACGGUGACACCGUCAGCCGCGUGAUGCUGGCUUCGGCCGCCGCUGCCGCCGAGUACAGCUGGAAGGCCAGUGUGGAGUCGGACACCGACUCGGUCUUCUGCCUGACGCCGCUGUCCGCCGACCGGCUGCGGGGCGCGCCGCCGGCCGCCGCUCCGCCCGGCCCGGCCCAGGGCGGCUGGAUCACCCGACUGUACCGACUGAAGGGUCCGUCCGCCGGUCGGCCGCCGCGCCUCCGCUCGAUCGGAGUGUCCCUGCCGUCCGGCGGUUCGGCGCUGCUGGGCUACCUGGCCGUGCACGCCUGGCCAGGGUCGGAGACAGAGGGGUAGCCGCCGGCAGGACGUCAGGUCAGACCGGCAUACUUCUCUGUGGGAUACCGCAUCAGCCGCCAGCUCUGUGAUAAUUACAGCUUCAUCAUAAUAUUAAUUUGUACAGUGUGCAAUGACUUAUAAUGGGAUGCCUAAUUUUUAAUAUGUUAAUAAGUCAUUAAUAUAUGUGCGUAACAUUGUUCCCUAAAGUGUCGAGAGACGUGAUAUAAUUCUAUGAUAUUGAUUUUUUCGUAAAACAAUGUCCACCACCUUUGCAACGGGAUGCAUACGUUUAUCUUAUGUGGUGAUCCGUAUAAAUGUUGCAAGCACGCUAGUUUGCAGCGACGACCCCCUGAUCCUUGACAGAAGUUAAAAGACUACUGCAAUCAUAUGUGAUAUGUUCAUUAGUCAUCAUCUUGUCAACGCCCCUGGACAAAGAAACAAUAUAUUCACAUGUUGACA
Molecule: messenger RNA, 2357 nt
Organism: Amphibalanus amphitrite
Lineage: Eukaryota; Metazoa; Arthropoda; Thecostraca; Balanomorpha; Balanidae
Product: cytosolic endo-beta-N-acetylglucosaminidase-like
Exons: 12
Coding region: 69-1916 (615 amino acids)
Biological process (GO): protein deglycosylation
Cellular component (GO): cytoplasm
Molecular function (GO): mannosyl-glycoprotein endo-beta-N-acetylglucosaminidase activity
Source: RefSeq, a predicted model, not a curated record